Messenger RNA from Glycine soja, 1671 nucleotides. RefSeq lists its product as uncharacterized. The transcript has 7 exons. Lineage: Eukaryota; Viridiplantae; Streptophyta; Magnoliopsida; Fabales; Fabaceae. Gene Ontology annotation, molecular function: protein binding. The record is from RefSeq and is a predicted model, not a curated record. The coding region runs from base 379 to 1389 and encodes 336 amino acids.
AUUAAUGACCCAGCCCUAUAGGAACCGCGGUCUGUUGAUGAGACGGUCCUGAUUCAAUCACGCAGCCACGAUAUUCCCUGCGCACAGCACCACUACUCCCUCGGUGCUCCUCCGUUUCCACUUCAACGCCAAAUCAUCGCCUCUCUCUCUCUCUCUUCCACCAAUAACCCCUUCCCUCUUCUCUCUCUCUCUCUAAUUCGAAGCUGAAUCCGAAUUCAAACCGUGGUGGUGACGUGUUUUUCUCUGCCUCUGCUUCUAGUCGCGGCAAUGGGAUUAGGGUUACGGUUACGGUGAGUCUUCGCGAUUGUAGCGGUAACAGGUCGUGUCGCGGUUGAGAAGUUUUCGCUCAAUUGAUAGGUUAGGGUUUCGGUUAUCGUCAUGUCCGAUCCUUCGAGGGGUCGCGUUACCAUUACUCUAGGGCGUAGCGGUCAUGUUGUGAAGAGGGAUGCAUCUGCUGUAGAUGUUUCUUCUUUCUCUUCUAUUCAUUCAGCUGGCACUAAGCGGUCUGUAAGAGACAGAAUUGGAAGUAAUGCAGAUAGUUCUGGGUGGCAUGGAAAUGGACAUAGCGGCAAUAAACGACACCGAGGAGAUGUAAGCAUGCAAAAUGGACUGGAUGGCAAUGAUCUACGAUUGAAGCUCAUGCGAAAAAGUGCAUUGGGGCAGGCUGACAGCAAUGGCAGUAAGAGGCAUAUGGACCUCCGUGAAAAGCUGUCAAAGGCAAGUCACCCUCUGGCUAACACUUAUAAUUCGAAGCAGCAUGGGCCAGAUUCAAGGGAAACAAGUUUGAGGCAAAUUCCCUCAGCUAGAAGUUCUGAUAAAUUACUGCGUAUGGAAUCCAUGAGAAGCUCAUACUCUCCUUGGACAUUGGAUCAUAUUAGGAGAAGAUCACCAGAUGGGUUUCCAAGUACUUCCAGGGGGAUUUCCCCCCAAAGGGAUGUCCAAGACCUACAUAGAAGGCCUGUAAGCAGGACAUAUGAUGGUGUCAGAUCAGUUUCAUAUGUAGGUAGGGAUGUUCUUGAAACUUCGAGGCCUCCAAUAAGUACACCCCAAUCUUUCAUGUCACGCUCCACAAUGUCCACAUUGCCUCCAGUAACUGUCAAGCCUGUAGCAUCUCAUCCUGGUCAACUUCCUCCAUCGGGCAGUGUUGCUCAAAGGCCUUCAUAUGUGGGUGAUGAACAAGUACAAGUACAACAAUCUCACCAAACUGUGGAUGGCCUAUUACAUGCAUUGGGACUUCAAAAAUAUGCCAUUCUCUUUAAGGCUGAGGAAGUGGAUAUGACUGCAUUGAAGCAGAUGGGAGAAAAUGACCUCAAAGAGCUUGGGAUUCCUAUGGGUCCCAGGAAAAAAAUUCUUCUUGCUGUCUUGCCCCGUACUAAGCGUCAACAAUGAUCGAUUUCUAUCCUGCAUGAUGCUGAAACUGACAUUAUUGGAACACCAGUUUUUACAUUUUUUUUUUUUUAUAAUUUGGAUGAUGGUUAAGCACAUAUCUGAGAAUUUUUACGAAUAUCACACCCAUUGUCCCUUAUAGGGUUCGAGUAUCCUUUUUUGAAAAACAAGUUCGGGUUAACAUUCUCGUCUAUUGGAGAUAUUGAUCUGUUAUAUAUGGUGUCCAUACUUUCUCUUAUUUUUUAUCAUUGAAAGAAAUAGGAAAUUGAAUCAGAUUAUGUUCAA